Messenger RNA from Cylicocyclus nassatus, 210 nucleotides. NCBI's taxonomy places the organism in Eukaryota, Metazoa, Nematoda, Chromadorea, Rhabditida, Strongylidae. The record is from the annotation of a GenBank genome assembly.
AUGACCUCGCUAGCCAGAACGUCUUACGGAGAUAAACGGAAGAUAAGACCGUUAUCGUUACUGCAGUUUUCACGAAAUUUGAAAGCAAAAGCUGAAGAACACAACCAAUGCACGAGAAAAGCACAGCUGGGUUCUGAAGAUCCCUGCGCUUUAGCAAAUUCGAGUGGUAGAAAACACGACGCAAAUAGCAGCAGAAUUCCAUCUGCAUAG